Diachasmimorpha longicaudata is the source of this 5527-nucleotide messenger RNA. RefSeq names its product girdin (gene Girdin). The record is from RefSeq and is a predicted model, not a curated record. Gene Ontology annotation, biological process: cytoskeleton-dependent intracellular transport; cytoplasmic microtubule organization. The transcript is spliced from 4 exons. Gene Ontology annotation, molecular function: microtubule binding; dynein light intermediate chain binding. Lineage: Eukaryota; Metazoa; Arthropoda; Insecta; Hymenoptera; Braconidae. The coding region runs from base 353 to 4144 and encodes 1263 amino acids. Gene Ontology annotation, cellular component: centrosome; cytoplasm.
AAUGGUGGGACUACGCAGUAGCAGUGACACAGUGGCAGUGGCGUCGUGAGGUGCCAUUGGAGAGAGCGUCGUUAUUCGAGUGAGGAAAAAUGAUAGAUUUUUCUUUUCUUUCCAAUAUAACUCGGUGUCUUGAUCUCAAUGUCUACGUGAUUUGAGCUUUACAAGUUUUUGAGCUGCCAACGAUAAUAUUGAGUGUCAUAGCAGUGAAUUAACUGCUGAUUGUGAGCUGCGAGGGGCUCAGCCAUUACACAAAGGUGGAUUCCUUGGGAUUAAAACCCAUCAACGGUGCGAAAAUGGUGCAUCUUUGAUUUUUACCUAAUUUUAGGGACGAAAAAAUCAACAACAUACGAACAUGGCGACUGCUGAAGUCGAGGAUUUCCUGACGGGGCCUCUUGUUACUUGGUUCGUCAGUUGUUUGGAGGACCCAGACGGUUUAUCGAGCUACCAUGACUUAGUGGAUGGUGUGCUUAUCCACAAUGUCUUCCUUCAGAUUGACCCAGAGCCUCUAAACGAUGAAGUUAUCUCCAGCUGUGGUAACACCCCAAUUCGUGUAAAAAAUCUCGAGAUGAUAAUGGGAAAUAUGAAGCAAUUCUACGAGGAAGAAUUAGGCCACUUGAUAAUAAAACUUCCAGACACAACGAAUUUGGGAAAAGAACCAGAACUGCACAUACAGGACAUGGAGUUACUUCUGCUACUACUCCUGGGUUGUGCUGUACAAUGUCCCAACAAGAAAAAUUUUAUAACGAGAAUAAAAACCCUCCCUUUGGAUACACAGCUAGCAAUAGUGGACUGCAUAAAGCAAGUUACGGAUUAUCAUGAUAUUGUAAUAACCCAGGACUCAAUGGAGAAUGCAAAUAUGUCAGGUGUCUUCACAGAAAUCAAGAAACUGAUACACGAGAGGGAUUUGUAUCGUGAAAAAUAUCGUGUUGCUGCUAUAAAUGAUUUAACAUGCCCUAAUGACACAUCAGAAGGUGACAACGAUGGAAUCAUCAAGUCUCAGCAAUUAAAUUCAAUAGCCAAGAAAUCAGGACGUGAAGAGCAUCAUCAUUAUGCUGUUGAGUUGGCUGAUUGGAAGUCCAAAGUCAGAAAACAGCGUCAGGAGCUCGAGGAGAAAACAGAGGCCCUUCUCGAGUGCAAAGAAGAAUUGGAGCACAACAAACAAUCACUGGCUAAAUUUAAACAAGAGAAUCAAGAGCUAAUGCAUGAGGCGAGAACAGCAAAAUCAUACAGAGACGAACUCGAUGCAGUGAUGGAGAGGGCUGAACGUGCAGAUCGAUUAGAAUCAGAGGUAGCUCGUUAUCGUGAAAAAUUAACAGACAUAGAAUUCUACAAAACGAGAAUCGAAGAACUCCGAGAGGAUAACCGAGUUCUCAUGGAAAAUCGUGAAAUGUUGGAGGAACAAUUGAGCUUAUCGAGACGAAGAGCUGAUAAGGUUCUUGAAUUAGAAGCUCAAAUAAUUGAGUACAAACAAGUGUUGAAUGAUAUGGCACUGGAGCGAGCUGCUGACAAAGAAAAAUAUCAGGAAUUGUACGACGAGAAUUUACAGUUGCAUAAAUUGAAGAAAGCUGCUGACGAUGAAGUAGCUCGUGCCGGUUCAAUCAGUGAGUCUGAUGAUCCGGUGACGUCUGAUAACAGAUUAUCUGAACAAUUGACCAACAAUGCACAGACAAGAGCUCUCAAACUGGAGCUUGAAAAUCGUCGUUUGAUGGCUCUUGUGGAUUCACUGAAGGAAAAUUCCUUUCACGAAUCGUCAGGUCGUCUUCUUGAAUUGGAAAAAGAAAAGAAGAAAAUGUCGUUGAAGAUGGAGUCAUUGACAGAUAAUAACGAUAGAUUGAGCCAGCAGAAUGCCGAUCUCGAGCUUGUUUGUAAGCAGGCUCUGGAGGAGAAUAAAAAAUUGCAGAAUACGUUGAAAAAUCAGAGGACAUCUUUCGAAAGACAGCAACAGGAUUAUCAAGCUCAGCAUUCUAAGAUUGUGGAACUCGAGAAGAACUACGAGACGACAAUCAAAGAGAAGCAGAGAGUUCAAUCGUUACUCGAGAGUGUACAGAGACGAGCGGACGAGUUGGAUCGUUCUCUGGAAAUUUCAAAUCAAAAGCUCGAGGAGUUUAGAAUCGUUGAAAAUAAACUCAAAGAAUCGGAGACAAAAUGUACCGAUGCUGAAAUCAAAAUAGUCACGUUGGAGAAGGACAAGGAGACUGCACUUCGUGAUGUGCAUAAGUAUCGCGAGGUUAUUGAGGAGAAAGAUGUGGCUCUGGAUAAAGCAACAAAUGAUAUUGAAGUAUUGAGAAAUAAAAAUGAUAUACUGGAGUGCGAGGUCGACAAAUCAAUUUCACAAAUAACAAGGCUUCAGGAGAUCGAAAGAUCUUCAAAGGAAUUGGAUUCAAGGGCAGCUAUUGAUAAAGAAACAAUGGAGACUUUAAAAUCAAAUUUAAUUGCUGAAAAAUUGACCACUCAGCAGCUUCAAACAGCUUUGGAAAAACUUGGAUUGACUGUUGACUCUUUACUGACCCUUUCAUCUGAAAAUAUCCUGGAAAAGCUGAUUCAUGUACCUGAAAUGUCACAAUACAUAAAUAAAUUGAUUGGUGAACGAAUUGAAAAUGGGCACAAGACUUUGGAAAUAACCCCACAAUUGAACGAUAGCGUUUCAAAGAAUGAUGCACCGCUCAGUAAACACCUUCAGGAGACGAUUGAAACAUUGAAGAGAGAAUUGGAGAGUUCACAGCUGAAAUUCAAUACUAGUCAAAUGGCUGCGGAAAAUCUACAAGAGGAACAAGCUAAAUUACAAGUUUGUGUUACGACUCUUCAAUCGAAAAUUACCUCAUUGAAUGCACAGCACACAGCUUUACAACUGGCCAAUUCACAAUUGGUCGCUGAGAAAGAACAACUGUUGAAAGAACGUGAUGUACAACAACGUGCACAUCAACAAUUGUUGCAUGAUCAGGUAACGCUGCAAUCAUUGCACGAGCAACUGAAUAAUGAGUAUGAGAAUCUUCUUCAAGAGCGAGAAACACUUAAAGCCAGCUUGAGGGAUACCAAGAAUAAUUUCCGAACUUUGAAGGAAAAUUUUGAAUCAGUCGAGGAGAAGAAUAAACAAUUUGUGGCCGAACAGCAAGCUUCUCUGUGUAGCACUAAGAGUUUGAAUAAUCUCAGAGGUGAGCAUUCAAAAUUGAAGGAUGACUUCAGAAAUUUAUACACCGCCACUGAAAAACUGAAAGCUGAGUACAGAAAUCUUCAGGAAGACUACAGGAAGAAUAAAGUUGAGACAAAUCGGUUGAGUCUUAAGCUGACUGAAUUACAGGGAGAGAUGAGUAUAAAGGAAGAGAGAUGUUCUAAUUUGGAGCUGCAGACUAGUAAAUUGAAUCAACGCUGUGAGAUGCUUUUUCAAAUGAACUCUGGGCUUGAUAAUAACAGAAAAUCGCUUAUGGAUCAUGUCAGUGUUCUUUUGAAUCAGUAUCACGAUCUGUUGACCCACUCUUUGGAGGACAAGGAGCAUUACCACAUGGAGGAAAAGUUGUAUCGGGAUCAGGUGAACCAUUUGUCGAGGCAGAAGGAGAAAUUGGAGGAAAAAAUUAUGGACUACUACAGGAAUAAACAAAGCUGUUCAACAAAAAAAAAAAGAUUUGGGGCGAGUCUUGUGAAGCGAGUCCGAAAGGCGGGCUCCGAUUUAUUAAAUAAGAAUCGUCAUUCGUGGACCGAUGAAACAAAACCACUAGAUGGUAAACUUGAUGAGUCCGAGUCAGGUGGAAAUGAUUCAGAAGGUAGUGGAGAAGAUCGUAGAACCGCAACGGGGACUCCAGUACUCGAUACUGAUUCUUAUUCACUAGGUACACCUGGCACUCGAAGAACUGUCUACUACACUGAUGAUUCCCCAUCCCCUGCCACUUCCUUGCCGCCUGAACAAAAAAACGAGGCCAUGCCGCAGAGUCCAAUAAUUGACGACGAUCCCUCGUCGAAUCGAUCAACUCAGGAGCAAACACCACGUUCUGUUCUUAUUUAUAAUAAAGUCUCAGCCGUUAUUAAUGAGACGCAAAGUUUGACAACGCCAGUUAAUGAACAACUACCCAAUGAGGAAAUUGGUGAGCCUCUCACAUCUAAAGACCCGAAGGUCGGUAAUUCAGUUUGGUACGAAUAUGGAUGUGUUUGAAAUUCUGCACAUACAUCCUUUCAUUAUCGUUUAAUGUUAUAAGGUAAAAUUUAUAUUGGAAUGCCAACACACUUUUGCUGAUUAUAAUUUCCUUUGAAAAAAAAAAUACUUGGAAAUUACCUGCGCGUCUUUUUCAUAGUCCAUUGACCAUUUACUCUCUUUUUAAAACAUUACAAAUGCUUCCUUAUUAUAGGACUCUAAGUAUGAUGUAAUAAAGCCACUUAAUUGUCAAAUGAAAAUAAAUUAAAAUGGCAUAUGUAUGGAAGGAAUUAUGCACGGAAGGCGACGAAUAAGAAACAAUGCUAAUCAGUUGCAUUACAUUGUCACUUCCAUUUGAUUAGAUUCUCUCAACGAAUUAGAAUCAUUAAGUACCCAGAGAAAUACAAUUUCUAAGGAAUUGGAAUUCUAUGAAUGAUCCGAAUUGCACAGCUGUAAAAUAAAAUGCUAUUGUAAGACAAAAAUAUCGAUUUAAUUUUAAUUUUUUCGAUCAGUUCUUUAAUUAAAUUUUUUUAAUCACUUUUUUUUUGCUAUUAUGUACUUUGCAGGGUAUGCAAGUAAAUAUUUAUUAUGGGACAUUGUUCUCGAAUUAAAAAUGUAAUUCUGCAGUUUAUCAGCGUCACGAUAUCUUGCGGAAGAUUAUCUUGUUUAUUGAAAACAGAAUGACUGCGAUAAAAUAUUUAUUUUGUUUGAUUAUUUUUCAACCGUCACUGUGAAAAUAAUAAAAUAUACGAUGCUGUAACGAUUUAGUUAUUAUCGAUACUUGUUGUUCACAAUAGCAUGCUAUCGUUUGAUUUUUCAAUGGGUAAAAAAUGGAAAUCAAUAGAAUUUCCAUUUUUUAUAAAUUUAUUUGUUCAUUGUAAUAUUUUCAUUCAUCGUCGUGUUCUUGAGAAAUGAAUUAUCAAGAGAUAAUCCAUUCUCGCCAAGUGAACAUGCAUUUAUACCCACUUAUAUGCAUUUUAUAGUAGUGGUAUUGUGAUAUAAAUUGUGAAAAACAAUAUUGUAUGUAUGGUCGACUUAUUUUCAUGAAGAAAAAUCGUGUAGAAAAUAUUGAGCAUAAAUUGCCGGGUGGUAGUUCGGACAAUUGAUCUGUCACCGGUGUAAUUAUUGUUGUACAGAGUCAGCGAGAUUAUUUAUGAAUUCAGAUUGAAACGAAUAGGCUAAUCAACGUGUACAAAAUAAUUCCGGCCCAUUUUAUUGUACUAUAUUUAUACGAUCGUUUUCAAUUGCAUCGACUUAAUUAACAAUGCAUUUUUCAGCAGACGAUAGAGAGAAAAACGUAACAAAGUAUUAUUUGUACUAAAGAACUCGCAUCUCAUAGAAUUUAAGUCAAUUUUUUAUAUUUUUUAGUAUUUUGUGCGUAUUAAAGUUUUAAGAGCAAGAAAA